This is a messenger RNA of Stereum hirsutum FP-91666 SS1, 1422 nucleotides long. RefSeq lists its product as uncharacterized. The record is from RefSeq and is a predicted model, not a curated record. The coding region runs from base 1 to 1422 and encodes 473 amino acids. Lineage: Eukaryota; Fungi; Basidiomycota; Agaricomycetes; Russulales; Stereaceae. The transcript is spliced from 4 exons.
AUGGACGAAUCUCUCAAACGAGAGUUGGACGACGCAGAGCCCAACUUUCUCCAGACUCUCCAAGCUGGCCCCACCGCAUGGAAAACUUUUGCUUCCAGCUGGUCCCGGAUUCAGUACAAACUCGAGCAAAGUGCCCAAUUACGCACAUUGCAUACCGACACGAUGUCCCUUGCCAAAGUGGUCUCAGCGCGAAUUGGCAUCCUCGCCGACACCUUCCUCACUGUCUACUCCGAUUCCAACAAACUCACCACCGAAUUCAUGGGGGAUGUGGACCAAACCCUCAAUCAGUUCGGCAUGACCUCCGACAGCACUGUGCCAUCAUUCGAAUUUACAUCGACAGAGCUUGCUCAUGUGCACAGUCAGAAAGACACGGAGGACGUGAGGACGCCCUCGCCACCAUUCCAGGUCUUUGACUAUGAGGAAGACACUACACCACCCCCACCUAUUUCUGGCGUUAAACGCCGCGCGUCGUCCUUGGACGCGUUAUCCACCGAUUCUCGCGACGAUGUCGCACAACGACCUCAUAAACGCGUCCGCACAAGUGUAACCGCCCCACCGACUCUGCCCGCAAAUAACUGUUAUGCAGUCCAGACUCCCAUCCUCUCGCGCACAUCACCAUCAUCUGCAGCGCGCGUUGCGAGCCCACCCGCCCCGUCAUCACCUCCGUCACCACCGUCACCACCCUCUCCCCCGACCCCAACCCCAACCCAAAACACCUCUCUUCCAUCCACAUCACCGACGUUAUCUUCGUCCCGGAAACGACGCCUAUCUAAUGCAGAAGACGAACGCGACACAAAGCGCCCUCGAGGUGUAUCUAGUGAAAGACCUCCGUACACGGUCGCCGAUCCUAUACCUUUAGACCAAGCCGCUCACGCUCUCGAGUCCUAUAUCUUCGGAGACCUCUUUUCUGCUCCCUCAGUAUCGAUGGAUCAGAUAGACAAUUCUGCUCCUUUGGAUAUCAGUCUAUUCGAUUGGAAUGCGUUUAACGCCGCGUACGCGGAACCUGUCCACUCUCAAUCCAUGCCUUUCCUUGCUGCAUGGCCUCAACUGGAAGUCGAGGAAAAGGCCCUCCAGGGUGUGAAUAUUAUCAACCCUGAUACCUCUUCUCUACCCCCUUUCCCCGACGCUGUCAUUUUCCCGACUUUCCCUCCUACACAUCAUCUUAUUCACCGCCAUCUGAUGCCGGUUCACCGGACUCCCAGAGCUCACAAUCCUCUAUCGACUGGAGCCUGCUCAACACCAACUGGAGCCAACCCAGUAUGGGCUGGAGCGAGCUUUCCGACUACCUAUCUUCCCCGAAGUCAUCCCCACAAUCAUCGCCCGCCAGUCUUGGAACUCUUCCUUCGUUUGACUCGUUAUGCGAUGCAUUCACGUCGCCAGGGAAGCUCACCGAUACGCCUGCGCCGACAUUCGAUUUUCUAG